GCAUUGUUCAUUCACCGCGGGUGGCGGGCGCGCUCGCGUCCUGAGUUAGCGUUUCAGCCGGCGGUGGCGCUCUUGCGCGCCUGCCGGGAGCGGCCUUAGGUGUUCUGUCUCCCUCGCUCUCACUUUUCGGGGCUGCGGAGCCGUGGGGAAGACGCCCUGAGAGCCCGGAGCGCGGCCGCGAGAUGGGUUCCAAGCACUGACCAUCACCGAGUGUCCCCCAUGUGGUUUGCUUGCUCGUUGUCAUUUUCCAUGAGAACAUGAGCUCAGGAGUCCUAGGAAUUGAGUCUGGGCCUCUGACUAUCGGCCUCCGCCAUCCUCCCACACACUUUGGUGAAGAUGUGCCUUGUUGAACUAGAACAUGUGGGAUGUUUCAGGACUCAGUGGUCUUUGCGGAUGUGGCUGUGAACUUCACCCGGGAAGAGUGGGCUUUAAUGGAUGGUGCUCAGAGGAAUCUCUACAGAGACGUGAUGCUGGAGACCUGCCGGAACCUGGCCUCAGUGGAUUGUUUCACUGAAAUUAAAACCAGUGCAUCAUGUCCUCAGCAAGAUAAUUUGGAGAAGAAAAUAUCCAGUGAACAGAAAAUAGUAAGGUUCACAAGGAAUGAUUUCUGCUCUGUUUUUAGAGAAAACUGGACAGUUUAUAACAUUGCAGAUCAGCACCAAACCCAAGAGAGCAAUUUGAGAAGUCAUUGUGUGGAGAGUCCCUGGGAAGGUCAUGGAGGUGAUCAGUGUGGACACACCCUGAACCAGGUUACAGAGCUGCCUGUGCCUGAGCGACAUCCCACUUGUGUUCAACCCCGUGACUGCACUAUGUGUGGAAAAGACUGCACGGAUUUUUGUUUCCUGAAGAAUCAGCUGAAAUCUAUCUCUGGACACAGCCCUCAUGUGGGUGAGGAAUGUGGGCGAGCCUGCAGGUGUGUCUCGUGCCUAACCUGUCAUGUGGGAACAGAUCUUGUGGGGACACACUGGACAUGUCAGGAUCCUGGGACAGCGCCUAAGCGACACGUGAGGAGUCUCAGUAGUAAAAAAUCUUUUGAGUGUAAAAAAUGUGGUAAAACUUUCACUUGCCCUGCAUCCUUUCAGGAACAUCUGAGAGGUCACUGUGGACAGAAAAUCCAUGCAUGCAGAGUGUGUGGGAAAGCCUUUAUGUAUUACCUUCACCUUACAGGACAUGCGAGAACUCACAGUGGAGAGAAAUCCUAUGAAUGUAAGGCAUGUGGCAAAGCUUUUGGUAGUCCAAAGUACUUUAGAAGACACCUGAGAACGCACAGUGGAGAGAAACCCUAUGUGUGUAAAGAGUGUGGGAAAGCCUACGGGUAUCUCACAAACCUGCAAGAUCAUACAAGAACACACAGUGGGGAGAGACCCUAUGAGUGUCAGCACUGUGGGAAAGCAUUUAAGUAUGCUGCAUCCCUGCGAGUACAUGUGAGGACACACACUGGGGAGAGGCCCUAUGAAUGUCAGCAAUGUGGCAAAGGCUUCAGUAGUCACUCUUACCUUCAGAAACAUGUGAGUACACACAGUGGGGAGAAAUCCUAUGAAUGUAAAGAGUGUGGGAAAGCUUUUAGGCAGCUUCAACAUUUUCAAGGUCAUAUGAGAAUACACAGUGGAGUCAAACCCUAUGAAUGUAAAGAGUGUGGGAAAGCCUACAGUUUUCUCUCAUCCCUUCGAAUACAUGGGAGAACGCACAGUGGGGAGAGACCCUUUGAAUGUCAGCACUGUGGGAAAGCCUUCAGUCGUCUCUGUUCUCUUCGAGGACAUAUGAGAUCACACAGUGGUGUGAAACCCUAUGAAUGUAAGGAGUGUGGAAAAACCUUCAGGUAUCCUGACAACCUGCGAGUACAUGUGAGGACCCACACUGGGGAGAAACCUGACGAAUGUCAGCACUGUGGGAAAGCCUUCAGGUAUCCAACAUCCCUGCGAAAACACAUGAGAAUGCACGGUGAAAGCAAUACCUAUGAAUGUCAGCAGUGUGGGAAAGCCUUCAAGUAUCUCGAAUCCCUGCGAGCACAUAUGAGGACACACGAAGGACAGAAACCCUGAAUAUAAGGACUGUGGGAAGCCUUCAUUUUUCCUUAAAAUGUUAUUGUAAAUGUGUGCAGACACACUGGAAAGAAACUGUAUGGAUGGAAAGAAUGUGAAAAACCAUCAUAUGUAACACUUUACUUAUUUUGUACAUGGAAACUCAGAGCAGGACUGAAAUCUACUUAUUAUAAAUAUGGUUUUGCCUUUUAAAUAGCUCAUUCUUAAUACCGAUUUCCAGUGUAUUAAUUUCUGGUACAUGUUGCUGAUAUGAAAACUUAGGAUAAUAUUUCUUUAUGUCGUUUUAUCUGGACUAUAUAUAUUUUAUUAUCAUGGACUUCAAAAGUACAGUUGUAUAAAACUUGUCUCAUUUUCAUUACAAUGUCUUUUGGACCCAGGGGUAAUAAGUGGUUUUUGUUUUCUUUCAUGUGAAGCUUGAUAUAACUUCACAUGAAAAUUUAUUUUUAUUUUUACUUUCCAUCAUGUUCUUACUGUGUGAUCAUGAUAUAAGAUCUAUAUUGAAAUUUCUGUUCUGUUCCACUGCUGCAGAUACUGGAAUUUUCUGACCUGAUAUCUACCCUUACCUUUAGUUUUUAUUAUUGAAAGAUGUGUUUUUCAUAUUUGUUUGUUGCUAGUGGAUUAUACAUCUGUGAUCCUCAUAGAAGUUAGUAAUUGGGCAACAUCUUCUCUGACUAUGUUCAUAAUUUGACCUCUGCUCAAUGUCCUUGAUUUUAGUUGAGAAAUGGACAUGAUGCAUUGAGUUUACAAAGAGAGACCUCAUGGUAUGACAAAGCUGGUGUUUAGAUGGUUCCAUGAAUUGUGUUAUCUGCAUGGGUGAGGUGGGAAACUAUAUACCCCAGAGACCUUCUGGUUAUCAUUGUGAGUUAAAAGUCAUGAGUAGAGGAAGAUGCAUGAGGUUUGGAAGGGAGAAGUGAAGAUGCCGUGACAAUCAUAUCUGUACUGACAGAAGACAGAGAUGCAUAGUAACACAGUGGGCCUGAGUUACAGCAUAUUCUUCUGACGCCUGGGUCUGUCUGUCUGGAAUGACCCCAACAAAACACACAUUUGAUGUGAGUUCCCUCUUAGGCAGCAGAUUCCACAGACUUUUCCAGGAGCUCCCCAGCAUGGACCCUCUUUGGUUUUCAGGUUCAAAGAAAUCCUCGUAUUUGCCUGUAGCUCUUUGAUAUCCAACAGGCCACUUCUUCAGGCUAUUGAACUUAGUGAUUUUCUGUCAUCCUGUCACCUCCAUCUGCAAUGCCGCCCCUAAUUAUGUGAUUUUUGUAGGAGGCAUCUUGUUCCACUAUUGGUAGAUCUGUUUCCAGCCUCUAUCUGGACACAUUUAAUGCUGCAGCAAAAUGCAGGAGGUCCUUCUCAGGUUGCACUGUUGAGAGGCUGGACUGACCCUACAUUUUUUUUUUCUGGAUACUUUCAUGGUUGAAAUAAGCAUCAGUUAAUACAUUUGGCAGGUUGUGGAAAUUUUCUCUUAUACCUGAAUGCUUUUUAAUGAUAAGCCAAGUAUGUUUAAUUAUGUUCAUUUUUUUUGAGGAUUUUAUUGGGGAUUUGGGGGAGGGAAUCGGGGAAGGGGAACAGACA
This is a messenger RNA of Hipposideros armiger (great roundleaf bat), 3614 nucleotides long. RefSeq names its product zinc finger protein 77. Bases 366 to 2042 code for a protein of 558 amino acids. Gene Ontology annotation, cellular component: nucleoplasm. The record is from RefSeq and is a predicted model, not a curated record. Gene Ontology annotation, biological process: regulation of immune system process; negative regulation of transcription by RNA polymerase II; regulation of cytokine production. Lineage: Eukaryota; Metazoa; Chordata; Mammalia; Chiroptera; Hipposideridae. Gene Ontology annotation, molecular function: DNA-binding transcription repressor activity, RNA polymerase II-specific; RNA polymerase II cis-regulatory region sequence-specific DNA binding. The transcript is spliced from 4 exons.